GCUUUUAUUGCAAAAUCGUGAAAACUUACCAAAUAUCAUUUCUCCUGAUUUACAUAAAGAUGCAUUUCUAUUGUCACAAUUUGCUCUUCUCAUGGCUCUUAUCUAACAUCUAAUUACCGAAUUUGUGUAAGAGUAGAAUUCGGGGAUGUCUGGUGGCUUUAAUUAAAAACGACAAACUUCUAACAAAAUUUAAAAAAUUCAACUUGACACUGAUGUGAAGCCAAAGGUUGGUGUUAAAUAUUUUAAGACAUCAGACAGGGGAGUCGUUAUGAAAUUGGCUGCGCUUCCGAUAAAGUAUGAGGUAAUUUAUGAGUUCAGUGGCGGGAUGAUAAAUCUUUUCUUCAAAUGUUCAUAAUUAGAACAAAAUUUGCAUCUUCUCGACUUGAUUAUAUGCACGACAAGACGUAGCCAAAUUGAUUUUUAUGUCCCACGGUUGUAAAAGUAAAUUAAUUAUAAUCAUGAAUUUGUAAACACCGAAACAUGAAUGGGCCUACGCCACUGGUGGCGGGAAUAGAUUGGGGGAUUCCGCUGAAACGUAAACCUUUACUAUAAAUAUGGAUACUAUUGUGAAUUUCUUUUACUUUUGUUGUGACUUUGUGUGAGUUAAUACAAAAUGAUUAAAUUCAUUGUGCCCUUCACGCUGCUGUUUGUGACCACAAAAGCCGACGUCCAAGACUUAUACCAAAAUCAAAACAGCCGUCUCUUAUCGCCUUUUGGAAACCGACCCCCUUUUGCGGCCAAUCCCGGCCCUGCAAUUAAAUUCGAUACUCCCAAUCGUGGGCCACAGGUGGCAAUUCUUCGGCAGGAGCAAACGGUAGAUCCUGAUGGUAGCUACAAAUGGGCGUAUGAAACCGCCAAUGGCAUUGCGGCUCAGGAACAAGGAGCUUUGAGGCCACAAGGGGGCCCUGAGCCGUCUAUUGCCGCUCAAGGAUCGUUUGGGUACACGUCUCCUGAAGGCCAACCAAUCUCCUUGACUUAUACGGCCGAUGAAAAUGGGUUUAGGCCUCAGGGGGCUCAUUUGCCCACGCCUCCACCUAUUCCUCCUGCGAUACUCAGGGCCUUGGAGUGGAUUGCUGCGCAUCCGGAACCGAAUCAAAAUCUCAGAUUUUAAGUAUUUUUGUAGCAAUAUAUUGUAGAAUAUAUUUUUGUAAAAAAAGUAAUAGCUAUUUAUG
Messenger RNA from Tribolium madens (black flour beetle), 1172 nucleotides. RefSeq names its product endocuticle structural glycoprotein SgAbd-4-like. The transcript is spliced from 3 exons. The record is from RefSeq and is a predicted model, not a curated record. Gene Ontology annotation, cellular component: chitin-based extracellular matrix. Gene Ontology annotation, molecular function: structural constituent of chitin-based larval cuticle. Bases 614 to 1111 code for a protein of 165 amino acids. Lineage: Eukaryota; Metazoa; Arthropoda; Insecta; Coleoptera; Tenebrionidae.